Venustampulla echinocandica is the source of this 1410-nucleotide messenger RNA. RefSeq names its product Protein kinase-like (PK-like). The coding region runs from base 1 to 1410 and encodes 469 amino acids. The record is from RefSeq and is a predicted model, not a curated record. Gene Ontology annotation, molecular function: ATP binding; protein serine/threonine kinase activity. Gene Ontology annotation, biological process: mitotic DNA damage checkpoint signaling; protein phosphorylation. Gene Ontology annotation, cellular component: nucleus. NCBI's taxonomy places the organism in Eukaryota, Fungi, Ascomycota, Leotiomycetes, Helotiales, Pleuroascaceae. The transcript is spliced from 2 exons.
AUGGCUGCAGUUCGUCCCAGGAACGCGAGAAUACCGUUCGAGAUACAUCACGACGAGCUGGACGCGGAUGAGGUUAUUAAUGAAGAGGAUCAUGGGUCGGACGAGUCACGAGGCGAAACACAGGACGGGGAUGGAGACGGAGAUUCCGAGUGCUCCGACGAGAGCGAUGCACAUGUCGACCCUUCGGUGCAAGAAGAUAUGGACAAGUUCCAAAAUACAUUUAAGGGUAUAAAAGAACGAUUUCGUCUGAUCAAUCGGAUUGGAGAAGGGACCUUCUCUACUGUAUAUAAAGCGGAGGACUUGUUAUACGACCAUUUUGAAAACGAUUGGGACCCCGAUAAGGAAAACCCCAACCUCAAUUGGUGUUCACCACCAGUCAAGAGACGGAAGACAAAUCACCCAUACGAGGACGAGGAUGACCACCGACAACGGAGACAGGAGGGGCCGCCGAAGAAAUAUGUGGCCAUCAAAAAGAUAUAUGCUACGAGUAGUCCAAUGCGGAUUCUAAAUGAGCUGGAGCUGCUCCACGAUCUGCAAAACUGCAAUUCCGUGUGCCCCCUCAUUACAGCAUUCCGGAAUACAGACCAAGUUAUUGCAAUUCUUCCAUACUUCAGACAUACGGAUUUCCGCGACUAUUUCAGAGAGUUCACCACAUCACAGGUGAGGGUAUAUUUCCGGUCUUUAUUCACGGCUCUUGAAGCAGUACACGAAAGGCGGAUCAUCCAUCGAGAUAUCAAGCCCACGAACUUCUUAUACGAUUCGGCUAAAGAACGCGGGGUCCUGGUUGAUUUCGGACUGGCUGAGAAAGAGGGAACAGAAUGCAAACCAUGUCUUUGUCAGAAGGACUCGGAGAGACGACGUGCCCGGAUCUCCAACAGCGUGGCUGCUACUAUGGGCCCUUCAAACGGCUAUCCAAAGAACGACUCCCGCCCUUCUCGACGCGCGAAUCGAGCUGGCACUCGUGGAUUCCGGGCGCCUGAGGUGCUAUUCAAAUGCACGAACCAGACAACCAAGCUCGAUAUUUGGUCAGCGGGGGUAAUCCUAUUGACCUUCCUAUCAAGGCGUUUCCCUUUCUUCAACUCGGCCGAUGAUGUCGAGGCAAUGAUUGAGAUUGCCACUAUUUUUGGCGUCCAAAGGAUGAAGUCUUGUGCAUACCUUCAUGGUACUGUCUUUGAGACAAACAUUCCCACUAUUGGAAAGACAGGCUUUACACUGGAAAAGAUUAUUAUGUGGUCGAAAGCUGUGAAUAGCUUGUCUGGUGAAGAAAAGCUGGCUGUGGCAUUCCUAGAACGUUGCUUCGAACUUGAUCCAAAUAAGCGUAUUAGUGCUAAAGAGGCACUCGAGCACGAUUUCCUGAGAGUGGAUGAUGAGGAGGAGGAUGAGAUGGAGAUUAUUAACACUCCAGAAUGA